This is a messenger RNA of Rhineura floridana, 5379 nucleotides long. It is a transcript of the gene RALGPS2, whose product is annotated as Ral GEF with PH domain and SH3 binding motif 2. Bases 312 to 2066 code for a protein of 584 amino acids. The record is from RefSeq and is a predicted model, not a curated record. The transcript has 20 exons. Gene Ontology annotation, biological process: Ras protein signal transduction; positive regulation of GTPase activity. Gene Ontology annotation, molecular function: guanyl-nucleotide exchange factor activity. Gene Ontology annotation, cellular component: plasma membrane. Lineage: Eukaryota; Metazoa; Chordata; Lepidosauria; Squamata; Rhineuridae.
GAGAAAGGGACGUAUGCGCAUGCGUUCCUUUUACCCCUCCUAUUUUGCGCGGGCGCGCGCGUGUACAGCGAGACACCUCCUCUCUUCCCAUAGAGAGGAUAAGCGGCUGCCGGUGCUGAAUGAGAGCGGUGGUGUCAGUGGCGGCUGAGGUAGGCGGACGAGGGACCUCGGCUGGACGGGAGCUCGCCUGUUCACAGCUUUGUCCCAGCACUUGGUCGCUUCUCUCUCGUCAGCAGGAAUGAUGACUCUGAAGAGGAAUUAAUAAAGCCACUGCUACAAAUGUAGGGCAGAACAUUAAUGGUGUGGGCAGUAUGGACAUAAUGAACGGGCAGCUCAGCAAUGUUAAUAUUGCAGCUACUGCUUCAGAGAAGAGUAGCAGCUCGGAGUCAUUAAGUGACAAAGGUUCUGCUGAACUGAAGAAAAGUUUUGAUGCAGUGGUAUUUGAUGUUCUAAAGGUUACACCCGAGGAAUAUGCAGGCCAGAUAACUCUAAUGGAUAUUCCUGUAUUUAAAGCUAUUCAACCAGAGGAGCUGUCAAGUUGUGGUUGGAAUAAAAAAGAGAAAUACAGUUCUGCACCAAACGCAGUUGCCUUUACAAGAAGAUUUAACCAUGUAAGUUUUUGGGUAGUUAGAGAGAUUCUUCAUGCACAGACAUUAAAAAUACGAGCUGAAGUUCUGAGCCACUAUAUUAAAACUGCUAAGAAACUGUAUGAAUUGAAUAAUUUGCAUGCUCUUAUGGCUGUAGUGUCUGGAUUACAAAGUGCUCCCAUCUUCAGGUUGACUAAAACUUGGGCGUUACUGAGCCGAAAGGACAAAACUACCUUUGAGAAGUUGGAAUAUGUAAUGAGUAAAGAAGACAAUUAUAAAAGACUUAGAAAUUAUAUAAGCAGCUUGAAGAUGACUCCUUGUAUUCCUUAUUUAGGUAUUUAUCUCUCAGAUUUGACAUACAUUGACUCAGCAUACCCAUCAACAGGGAGUAUUCUGGAAAAUGAGCAGAGAUCAAACUUAAUGAAUAACAUACUUAGAAUAAUUUCAGAUUUACAGCAGUCUUGUGAAUAUGAUAUUCCUGUGUUGCCUCAUGUUCAAAAAUACCUGAAUACAGUUCAGUAUAUAGAAGAACUUCAAAAGUUUGUGGAAGAUGACAAUUAUAAGCUUUCAUUAAAGAUAGAACCUGGGACCAGUACCCCACGUUCUGCUGCAUCUCGUGAAGAUUUAGUAGGCCCUGAAAUGGGAGCAUCACCACAAAGUGUACGAAAAAAUCCUGCAGCUGAAGGAGCAUUGCUACCACCGACUCCCCCUUCCCCUAGGAAUCUGAUGCCACAUGGACAUAGGAAAUGUCACAGUUUAGGAUACAAUUUCAUUCAUAAGACGAACACAGCAGAGUUUAAAAGUGCAACAUUCCCCAAUGCAGGACCAAGGCAUCUGUUAGAUGAUAGUGUCAUGGAACCACAUGCCCCAUCAAGGGGGCAGGCAGAGAGCUCCACUCUUUCCAGUGGAAUUUCAAUAGGUAGCAGUGACGGUUCAGAGCUCAGUGAAGAGACUUCGUGGCCAGCAUUUGAAAGGAACAGAUUAUACCAUUCUCUUGGUCCGGUGACAAGAAUGGCACGAAAUGGCUAUCGAGGCCACAUGAAGGGCAGCAGUUCUGCAGAGUCUGAGGAUUUAGCUGUUCAUUUGUAUCCAGGAGCUGUUACUAUUCAAGGUGUUCUCAGAAGAAAGACUUUGCUGAAAGAAGGCAAAAAACCUACAGUAGCUUCUUGGACAAAAUACUGGGCAGCACUGUGUGGAACUCAGCUUUUCUACUAUGCUGCAAAGUCCUUGAAGGCAACAGAGAGAAAACAUUUCAAAUCUACACCAAGUAAGAAUGUGUCAGUAGUAGGGUGGAUGGUCAUGAUGGCUGAUGACGCAGAACAUCCGGAUCUCUUCCUGCUCACAGAUUCUGAGAAAGGGAACUCAUACAAGUUUCAAGCUGGUAACAGAAUGAAUGCAAUGCUGUGGUUUAAGCAUCUGAGUGCUGCCUGCCAAAGCAACAGACAACAGGUUCCUGCCAACUUGAUGACUUUUGAGUGACAAGCUUCUUCAAACUCUUGUUUGACACUUUUGAAUGCUGUCUGUCUCAUAGUUUGGACAGAGGUCCUGGUGAAAGCAUGCCCAGCCAUACUUCUGUGCCAGAACAAAGAUGGUAAACAGAGUUUCAAAUCUCUGAAGUACUGAACAAAAAACACUCAAAGAAUUCAGGAGAUGGAAAUACAAGAUGAACUGUCAUGGACCAUACUGCUGCUUAAUAUUUUCUGAACUGACCUUUGGAAACCACUGCCUUAAAGAAUGAAAGUAAACCCAAUAUAAAACACCAAAUACUCGUGUGCGUGUGUGCGUGUGUAGGAGGUGAGAGAGAAAGAAACCUCUGGUGGUGCUGUGCUUAGGUUACAUUGGAUGUAGCUAAUUUGCAUUUAUGUUAACUUUGUUAUCUUUGAAUUUAAAAUCCAAUUUUGUUGUAGUUUUCUGUAAAAAGGAAAUCCCAUGCUGCGUUAGGGUUGUGUCAAGGGGCUGGUGUGCAAGGACAUUGCUUGUGUGCUCUUGAAAAGUGUGCAGAAGCUAUACCUGUAUCUCUCUAUACCAGCUCUUUUGGGGCUCAGAUAAUUGGGGUCACAAUUUAAUUUGUUUAUGCUUAUGCUUAAAAUGCAAGAACUGUAAUGUAUGCAAGUUUAUUCUCAUUUCACAAAGCACUGAUUUUACAGAACUUAGCACUGUAUGGGGAUUUUCUUUCCUGUAAGUGGCACAACAGCUGAGCAUUUAAACACCACACUCCUUUCUUAGAGUUCUUGGUUGUAAAUUUCCUGAUAGAAAUAGUCUGCAGGAUUUUGUAAAGAAAGCUCAGAGAAAUAUCAACAGGUCAGAACUGAGCCUUUAUUCCUCAGUAUAUUUUCAUAUGGGCCACACUCUUUAUUCCCCAACGAUAUGUAAUAAAACUGUUCAGUAGGCCUGUUUACUGUUUAAAGCCCAGUCUCUUGUUGCAUUGAUAGCAUUUUACAAGUAACAGUCUUACUACAUCUCUCUUCUUGCAGAUUGAGAAGCACAAUGCCUGUAUUUGUAGUUUGGAAUUCUGAGUUAAGAGUGAACUCUUCUAUAUUGGAUAUAGAAAUCAGAUUUCUGUAGCAAAAGUAUCAAGUCUUGGUCUAGAUCUCACAAAGUACAACUCACAGGAAAACCAGGAAAAGUAAAAACUUGCACAAGAGAAAACACUGAUAGGGUAAAAAUAAAUAGGGUGGAUUAUUUCCUACAUAAAAAAUAAAAUUUAGCACUACGCUUAUUUUCUGAGAACAGUCUUUUUAACCACAUUUGGAAGAAUGUCUUGCGUUUCAAAGAUGUCUGCCCCUCUUUUUUUUUUUGUCUUGUGAUGCUUAUUUUGAAAUGCUCUGAGGCUUCUUUAGAGCCUUCAGAUGGUGAUAAUCAAAUGAAAACAAGUCAAAUAGGAAAUACUCCUUCAGCACUGGAAUCCCAGUUAAUAACAGAAAAUAUCACAUUUAAUCUUAGAAAGUGUUGAUUCUAUACUUAAGUUUAUUCACAAAUAAGUAAUGAUUUUUUAAAUUAAGAAAUAUCUGCUUCAUAGUAUAAGUUCACUGACAUGUUUCCAGAGUCCACAUUUUCUAAAGAACUUUUCUCCCAUUGGUAGGAUAGGGCAAAAACUGGCAGCUGUCCACAGAGGGAAACAAUAUCACUGACGUAAAAGUUGCACUCAAGCUGCAGUGAAAAAUACAGGAUUAUAUUUCCUAGUGAUUGAUGUUUAAAUCAGCUCCUUUUUCUUUCUUUAAUAAUAUUAAGAGUUUUUAAAUAUCAUUAAUUUGUCCCAUUUUAUAUUCUUGGGGAAUGAAUGUUCAGUUCUGACCUUGUAGUGGUUUAUGUCACAAAGGGUGACUUGCUUGUUCUGAUUUACUUUUAGUUUACACGUCUCUCAGAAUAACCCAUGUUGGGUGUUUCAUAAAAACAUCUUGAAAGCCAGCAGUAUUACUGUAUAGAGUUUGCACAACUUUCCAUUUUAAAGUAAAUGUGUGUUUCUUUUCAGAGUAAGUUUUAAAAAACCCACAACACUAUAAAUGUAUGUACUUUUUUUAGUAUUCUGGAAGGUAACCCUGUGGAAUUUGAUUUUGUUAAAAAGAGAAAGAAAAAACAGUAGUGUAGAUACAUUACAGGCUUACCAAAUUUGUUUGUAAUGUUUUUAGGAGUGGAAAGAUGCAACUGGGAAACACUUCAUAUGAUGCAGGUUUGCUAAAGACACAGAGACAAUUCACACUACAGUUUUUACUUGGUUAUUUCAUUAGGUUUGGGGCAUGCUGAAUGAGUCUUUGAUUGAAGGAGGACGUGAUCCAGACAGAAUAUCAGAAAAUUUCACAGUUUUUAAGGCUUCUGAGGAUAUGGGUAGUUACAGUCUAGACAAGCUUUUGUAGAGUUCACAGGACCAGUUUAUCAUAUCAAAAUCUGCAUUAAAUGGAGAUUACUGUUUUUGUGAAUGAAGCACACACCAAACGAUCACAUGAAUUGUCUCAAAGCCGGGUUGACAGCCUUCUCUUAUAUUCUUAAAGCAAGCUUCAAAAGAUAAAGAAAGCACUAUGAAGAACUGGCAAACAGCCAUGGCUACCUUUGCCUAUGUUUUUAUUCAGCUUCAUAUGUAAUACAUCUGUCUGAAAGAUUUGUUUGAAAAUUAAACUGUUUAACUGGUUUAUAGGAACAGAGGGUUGUAACAAUUUCACAGGUUUCAACUAACGUAUUUCAUAUAUUUUAUCUUGUGUUAACUUAGAUUGUCUUAGGGUCUUUCACAAGUACUGAAUCAUUCCAGUUUUUUGAAGUGGUCAGUUUGUCAAAAAUGAACUUUUUACAUCUUUUUACAUCUAACCAAAUUUCCCUAUCCAAACCUACCAAAAAUGUGAGGUAAGAAAAAAAUGAUUUGUAAGAUUUCCUUUAUACUUUUUUUGGAAAAGAUUUUUUUAAGGUACUAUUGGUAGAAAGAUUUAACUUCUACAGCUAGCUUCAAAAUGUGUUAAAUUCUGUGACUUAAAACUUCACAGCUCAGUGCUAUGAAUUCCAUUAGAUUUAUAACAAGAGUCGAAUCCAAAAAAAUCUUAAAAUCAAUCUGUGCUCCAAUGAGGCAUGUUAGUUGCUUGUUAUCACAAGAACCUUUUAGAACUGUUAAGCUAGCUAUGUGAAUUUUAACACUAACAGGGAUUCUAUGUUAUUUGGCAAUGAUAAAUUGAAAGUGAGAUGGCUUCCACUUUUUUCUAUAACAAUGGUUGCCAAGUAUAUAUUUUUCUAAGGAUACGUUUCUAUUAUUCCACCUAAAAUCAAUCAAAUAGUCUCAGUAUCUUUAAUAAAAAUGUUCUGAUCUCUG